AGUGGAGACUGUAGCCAGAGGGAGAGGAGGAGAUUACAGAAUCGAGCCAAAAAAAAAUCGAAGGAAUUAAUCUUGUGAAUUAUUUGCACUGAAGAUUUUUGUUCUCUCUCUCUCCCCCCCUUUCAUUUUCACACACUCCCCGUCCAUUCCCUGUUGAUUUUGUUUGGAUUUUUUUUUGUUGUUGUUGGGUUUGUUGCUGCUGUUGGGAAGAUGUCUGAGCUGGUUUGCGAGCUGCUGGGAGAGCGGCUGAUGGACCGGGAUCAGGCCGAGGUGGAGAGCUCUCCGCUGGGCUGUGACGGCCGCCUAGUCGCGCUGUACUUCGGCUGCAGCUGGAGCGCCUCUUGCAAGGAAUUCACCGCGGCGCUCGCCGAUUUCUACAGCCGCUUCAAGCAAGGCGAGAACGGCGACAAGCUGGAGGUGGUGUUCAUCAGCUCCGAGGAAGAGUACAAACCCUGGCAGGAGUUCGUCGGCCAGAUGCCUUGGCUGAUGCUGCCUUUCCAGGACAUGGAGAGGAAGAUAAAGCUGUGGAGUAAAUAUAAAGUGACCAACGUUCCAACAUUAAUUUUCAUAGAAGGCAGCACGGGAAGAAUCGUCAGCAGAAACGGCCACCUGAUUAUCCGGGAUGAUCCUCUAGGGUCCGAGUUUCCCUGGGGCUCCAAGUCCUUUGCCGAGGUGAUGGCUGGAUCACUGAUCAAGAACAAUGGGCAGGUAGUGGACAACAGUGCGCUGGAUGGCAGCUAUGUUGGCAUCUACUUCUCCGCACACUGGUGCCCCCCUUGCAGAAGCCUCACCCGGGUUCUCGUGGAGACGUAUCGAAAAAUCAAAGAGAUGGGACAGAAGUUUGAGAUUGUUUUUGUCAGCGCUGACAGGUCAGAAGAAUCUUUUAAACAGUAUUUUAACGAGAUGCCUUGGUUAGCUGUACCAUACACUGAUGAAGCCAGGAGGUCACGGCUCAACUGGAAUUUUGGCAUACAAGGCAUUCCGACUCUCCUUAUCCUGGACCAGGAGGGGAAGAUAGUCACACGCCAGGGGAGGCCAGCGGUGCUCAAUGACAUAGAUUGCAAAGAAUUUCCGUGGCAUCCAAAACCAGUAUUAGAGCUGACAGAGUCAAGUGCCUUACAGCUGAACGAGAGGCCAAGCCUUGUUCUGUUUGUAGAUUCUGAAGAAGAGGAAUUGGAACCAGCGAAGCAACUGAUUCAACCAAUCGCAGAAGAGAUUUUCUCGGAGUAUAAAGCAAAGGAUGAGGAUCCACCACUGCUGUUCUUCGUUGCAGGAGAGGGUGAGCGGCAACAACAGUGGGAGUUCUGGAAAAGAGCACGUCUACAGGAAUUUAACACUCCAUUCCCUUCAACGACUUCCAGAGGCACCAAUUGAGUGGAUUCCUUGAACCUGACCCAAGCUCCCAGUUCUCUGGAACAUGUAGGUUCAAUGUGUAGGGUGUGUCUUGCAAAGAUAAUAAAAUCUGACAGUCUGAUUCAAGUGGUAAAUAACAUUGAGGUCAUUCAGCCUUAAAGAUAAAUAUUUUUAUAAACUUCUCCGCAAAGUGGAUGUGGGUAGUCAGCUGCUGAACAUAGAGUUAGGAGUCGAGAGUGAAAAGUUCCUGGGAGUGACGAGCACCAGCAAUCUGUCCUGGUCCACCUAUGUUGACACUACAAUCAAGAAAGCCCAACAUGCUUCUACUUCCUCAGGAGGCUAAGGAAAUUCAGCGUGUCAGUAAAGACUCUCACAAAUUUGCACAGAAAGCAUCUUAUCCGGAUACAGCACAGUGUGGCAUGGCAACUGCUGUUUCCCAAGUCUGCAAGAAGCUACAGAGAGUUGUGAUCACAGCCCAGUCCAUCACACAAACCAACCAACCCAACCCCACCACCCACCCCCCAAUCCAUUGAUUCCAUCUAUACUUCCCAUUGCAUCAGGAAAACAACAAACAUAUUCAAAGACCACUCCCACCCCAGUUAUACUCUCUUCCACCCUCUUCCAUCAAGCAGAAGGUACAGAAGUUUGAACACACUCACCAACAGAUUCAAGACCAGCUUCUUCCCUGCUGUUAUCAGACUUAUGAAUGGGGACCUCUCAAACGUUAAAUGUUGAUCUCUCUUGCUCUGCAGCUAUAGAACUGUAUCCUGCACUCUGUUCUGUUACCCUGAUACACUUGUAUGGUAUAAUUUGCCUGUAAAGGACAUAAGACAACACUUUUCACUGUACUUCAGUACACGUGACAGUAACAAAUCAAAUCCAAUCAAAUCAUACAGCACAGGAGCAGGCCCUUCAGCCCAACUUGUCCAUGCUGACCAGGUUUCCUAAACUGAACUGGUCCCAUUUUCCUGCAUUUGGCCCAUAUCCCUCUAAACCUUUCCUAUCCACUUCCUAUCCUCUGGCAGCUCAUUCCACACAUGCACCAUCCUCUCUGUGAAGAAGUUGCCCUGCAGGUCCCUUCUUAAAUCUUUUCCCCACUCACCUUAAAUCUAUGCCCUCUAGUUUUGAACUCACCCACCUUAGGGAAAAGACCUUGACUAUUCACCUUAUCUAAGACCCUCAUGAUAUUAUAAACCUCUGUAAGGUCACCCCUCAACCUCCUACGCUCCAGGGGGAAAAAGUCCCAGCCUGUCCUUAUAACUCAAACCCUCCAGUCUCAGUAACAUCCUUGUAAAUCAUUUCGGAACCCUUUCUAGUUUAAUGAUAUCUUUCCUAUAGAUUGGCGACCAGAAUUGUACGCAGUAUUCCAAACGUGGCAUCCGCCAGUGUCUUGCACAGCCAGAAAUGAUGCCCACCUCCCAUACUCAAUGCUCCAAGUGUGCCAAGCAUUAGCUAAAGGGACAGCUCAUCCAAGCCUUUACUGCAUUUUCCAGUGACAAACAGCGAAAUGGAGCCUUUGUCUUCAGUUUUGAGUCUGACGUGACUCCAAGCAGGCAAAUUGCACAGUCACCGAUAGAGCCAGCUUGGUUUCUCGUCCAGCCUGAACAUUUCUAGAAUGCCAGCAGUGGAGGAACUUUCCAGCCAUGCAGGCGAAUAAGACAAUGCAGCCAGUUCCCCUGGACUUUCCCAGCUUGCUGAUGCACUCCCGACGGGGUUGGAGAAAUCCAGGACUGUACUCAAUUAAAAAGUCACACAGCAGAUUGAAUUCAUGCCCCCUCUCCCUCUGUGGCAUGAUGCACUCCAGUGAGAGUGAUAGCUAUCAAUGUUUAACCUGAGUGCUGGCCAUUUGUACGAUUGGGAAAGCCAGCACUUGGAAAUUUAGGAUCCAAGAGAGCUCAGAGCAGCUUAGAGACUUGCUGGAGUUCCCCGGGAUGCAUCUGUAACCUUGAAUCGAAGCCAGGAGCUUUUAAUUUUGAUUUUGUUGGAGCCUGUGGUGGUUGGAUCUGUGUGGCUAUGGGUGGGGGGUGGGGUUGUUGGGGGGGGCGGUCACUGAUUGCUGAGUGCCAUAGUGCAAGGGUCAGGCUCCCUCUUGAUGAUGCUGUAGAUCUCUGGUACACCACCGAGCGGCUCUCAUUGGCCCCCACCUGACCCUUGGAGUGACCGUACAGUGCGGUCAACACCACGAUCCAUGAGGACGGAGCUUGGUGAAAGCUGUGAACUUUGUCGAGACUUUGAAAGUGGGGGCAGGCGGAAGAAAUUGCAUUUACGUACCGCCUCCUCGCAGACUCGGUGGGGGCUAUCGCCAACAACAAGUACUCCAGAGGCGUAAUCGGACGUGAUGAAAGGCAGCAGCCGGUUAGCAGCACAGCAAGAUCCCACAAAACAGCGUUGUGGUCAG
Messenger RNA from Rhincodon typus (whale shark), 3751 nucleotides. It is a transcript of the gene nxn, whose product is annotated as nucleoredoxin. The transcript is spliced from 8 exons. Gene Ontology annotation, molecular function: thioredoxin-disulfide reductase (NADPH) activity. The record is from RefSeq and is a predicted model, not a curated record. Bases 211 to 1374 code for a protein of 387 amino acids. Lineage: Eukaryota; Metazoa; Chordata; Chondrichthyes; Orectolobiformes; Rhincodontidae.